Molecule: messenger RNA, 2613 nt
Organism: Manduca sexta (tobacco hornworm)
Lineage: Eukaryota; Metazoa; Arthropoda; Insecta; Lepidoptera; Sphingidae
Product: membrane-bound alkaline phosphatase
Exons: 5
Coding region: 16-1635 (539 amino acids)
Biological process (GO): dephosphorylation
Molecular function (GO): alkaline phosphatase activity
Source: RefSeq, a predicted model, not a curated record
UUAUUAGAUACAACCAUGUGUAGAGAAUUAGUUGCUGUAUUAAUCGUUGUGUGCGGCGUCUUCGGUGACGAUGGUGCAGUGUCGCACGGGCGGUUCAUGCGCAGAGACGAGUCCUCCACACAGUUCUGGGUAGAGGAGGCGCAGGCGACGCUCCGACAGCGACACACACAUGGCGCGCAACGCACCACGGGACACGCGCGCAACGUCGUCCUGUUCCUCGCGGAUGGCAUGUCUAUGAGCACGCAGACCGCCGCGAGGAUCCUGCUGGGCCAGCGUCAAGGGCAGUCGGGGGAAGAGCACAAACUGUCCUUCGACGAGUUCCCCACCUCUGGAUUUGCCAAGACGUACUGCCUGAAUUGGCAAGUGCCUGACUCUGCGUGCACGGCGACGGCAUGCCUGUGUGGUGUGAAGGCCAACAUGGGCACCGUGGGCGUGAACGGCGCCGUGCAGCGACACAACUGCACCGCCUCCAUGGACCCCGCGCGACAAGUCGACUCUAUAGCGCAGUGGGCGCUGGCCGACGGACGCGAUGCAGGUAUCGUGACUACGACGCGCGUCACGGACGCGACGCCCGCUGCUGCGUUUGCCAACGCCGGCAACAGGAACUGGGAGAACGACGAAAGAAUCGUGGCGGCCGGCUUCGACCCCGCGACCUGCCCCGACAUCACACAGCAACUGGUCCACGGCAACCCAGGGAGCCAGUUUAAGGUUAUCCUAGGCGGUGGUAGACGCAAUUUUUUACCGAAUACAGUUAACGAUGAAGAAGGGACACCCGGUAAUAGAACAGAUGGACGGAAUUUGAUCGAGGAAUGGCAAGCAGCAAAGGCGGCGCAAAAUGUUACGUACAAAUACAUAUGGAACCGAGAGGAGCUGAAUGAGUUGGCGUCCUCACCGCCAGACUAUCUGUUGGGGCUGUUCGAGGGAAACCACAUGCAAUAUCAUCUAGAGGCAGACAAUACGACUGAGCCUACGCUCGCCGAGAUGACGGAGGUCGCGAUCCGCUCGCUGAGUCGCAAUGAACGCGGGUUCUUCUUGUUCGUCGAAGGCGGCCGCAUCGACCACGCGCACCACGACAACCAUCCACAUCUAGCACUUGAUGAAACCAUCGAAUUGCACAAAGCGGUGACGCGUGCGAUGGAGAUGCUUGAUGAGAAGGACUCUUUGUUAGUGGUUACCUCUGACCACUCACAUGUCAUGACUAUCAAUGGCUAUUCGUCACGUGGCAAGGACAUUCUCGGGCCUACAGAUCAUGGGGAUGACAACGGGGUGCCUUUCAUGACACUUUCAUAUACCAAUGGUCCUGGAGGUCGCGGACGGCCACACACAAACGGGGUGCGCGUCGACGUCACACAAGACCCUGACUUUGGUGAGCUGCGGUGGCGCGCGCACGUGGACGUGCCUCUGUGGGAGGACACCCACGCCGGCGAGGAUGUGGGAGUGUUCGCGCGCGGGCCGCACCACGAGAUGUUCUCGGGGCUGUACGAGCAGAGCCACAUCCCGCACCGCAUGGCGUACGCGGCGUGCAUCGGGCCCGGCCUGCACGCCUGCAGCGCCGCGCACUCGCUGCGGGGCUCGCUGCUGGCCGCACUGCCGCUGCUGGCUGUCCUAAUGGCUGUAAUACGACAAGACUCGUAGAUCCAAAUUAUUUUACCUAAUUUAAAGCUAUAUGUGAUAUUAUUAGUUUAGAUUAGUGUUCCCUGAGACGCCGGAUGUUACCGCUCGGUGCAUUAAACGCGUGCCAUUGAUGAUCCUGGCUAGCAGAAGUUGUAGUGGCGAGUGUGAGUGAGAAAGUCUAUACACAUUAUGUUAUGCAAUAAAAUAUACUCGUAUUAUCUUUAUUACAAUUAAUGAUAUUUUAUUUAUUAUUGUACCAACGUGUUCUUUAGAGUGAUUUAUUUAUUACACUUCCUAUUUCCUCAAUUUCAUGUUCCGAGAAUGGUUGAAAAUAUUAAAAUAUUUGUUAGUUAAUCCCAAUUUCAACCGUGGAUUAGGUUUGGAUAAAAUUUUUUGUAAUUCAAGGCGCUGUUUGGUGUUUCUACUGUUUAUGGGCAGUUAUAUCGCUUACCAUCAGGCGAACGGCAAGCUCGUCUCGUCAAUCAAAGUAAAAAAAAAAAAAACAUUAAUUAAAAACGGAAGCCGGCAGGAAUCGGGCUGUAUGGACCCUUCGUCACUGCUUCCGCUUCGUUAUAAAAUCUCGUAUAUGUUAUGUUGUGGCCGUCACAUGCCGAGGGCGGUGUGGUCCACAACAAGGCAUUAGUAUCGCGGCCAGGCGGUCGUAAACAAUACGGCGUCAGCGGCAACACGCGGCGGCAGUCGACACACAUCGACUCCUUACUUAUGGCCUUCGUAAAAUGUUUAUUGUUUCCUAUGUCUGCACAGUUGCUGCUAGUUCAGUGGUAUAACUUGAAUGGUGAUUAGUAGAAUAAGCUAAGGUAUUAUAAGAUAAUACAUAUAAAGUCAUUAAAUGAUGAUAAUUUAACUUUCAUCUCCAAAAGAUUAAAUAAGAGAAGGAAAUUGAAAAGAAAUUUAAUUUUUGGAAUUGGAGAUAUGUAAAUAGGUGGAUACAGUUUUGAUUACGAGUGAAUUUAAUUGAAUAAAUACUUUUGAAACUGA